Messenger RNA from Debaryomyces tyrocola, 1320 nucleotides. Lineage: Eukaryota; Fungi; Ascomycota; Pichiomycetes; Serinales; Debaryomycetaceae. The record is from the annotation of a GenBank genome assembly.
AUGUUCCCAGGAUCUGGAAGAAAAACAUACAGACAACAAGCUCCACCACCGGGACCACCCAAUGGAUACCAAUAUGGACCACCACCUGGAGCACAAGGCCAAUAUCCACCACAAGGCCAAUAUCCACCACAAGGUCAAUAUCCACCACAAGGUCAAUAUCCACCACAAGGUCAAUACCCACCGCAAGGUCAAUAUCCACCACCACAAGGAUAUGCACCUCAAGGGUAUCCGCCUCAAGGAUACCCACCUCAAACAUAUCAACAGCAAGGAGGCCAGAGACAAGCAUAUCCACCACAAGGAUAUCAGCAACCAGCACAACAUUUUGGCGAGGGUAGAGGAAAUCCAAAUCCAACGGGUCCACCACCUUCAAAUCCUCAAGGUUUCGGUCAACAUUCAGGUAUGACUUUCCAGUACUCUAACUGUAAUGGUAAAAAGAAAGCGUUAUUAGUUGGUAUCAAUUAUACUGGCAGCAAGAACCAAUUGCGUGGGUGUAUCAACGAUGUCAAGAAUAUGAGUAAUUUCUUGAACCAACAUUUUGGGUAUUCGUACGAUGACAUGGUGAUUUUAACAGAUGACCAGAAUCAAAGAGCUCGUAUUCCAACCAAAGAGAAUAUUAUCAGAGCGAUGCAAUGGUUAGUUAAAGACGCGAGACCAAAUGAUUCAUUAGUUUUCCAUUAUUCAGGUCACGGUGGGGUCACCAAGGAUUUAGUUGGGGACGAAGAGAGUGGCCUUGACGAUGUUAUUUAUCCUCUUGAUUUCGAAGUUAAUGGACAUAUCAUUGAUGAUAUUAUGCAUGAUAUCAUGGUGAAACCAUUACCACAAGGAUGCAGAUUGACUGCCUUGUAUGAUUCGUGUCACUCUGGUACAGCAUUAGAUCUUCCUUACGUCUAUUCUACUAAGGGGGUUGUCAAGGAACCUAAUUUAUUGAAAGACGCUGGUACUGGUGCAUUCAAUGCAUUUCUUUCUUACGAGAGUGGUAAUAUCGGUGGUGCCAUCUCGUCACUCUCCGGAAUUGUUAAGAAGAUAUCAAGUCUGGCUAGUACCGAUAGAGACCAAGUUAUUAGAAUGAAGGCUUCGCCAGCAGAUGUCAUUUCGAUUUCCGGUUGUAAGGAUGACCAAACAAGUGCAGAUGCUAAAGAAGGAGGGCAGAGUACAGGCGCUAUGAGUUGGUCUUUCAUUACGACUAUGAAUCAGAUGCCUAAUCAAUCCUAUUUGUCGUUGUUGAAUAACAUGAGAACGUUAUUAAAAAGCAAGUAUUCACAGAAGCCUCAAUUGAGUUGUUCACAUCCACAGGAUAUGAACUUGAAGUUCAUUAUGUAG